This is a messenger RNA of Symbiodinium necroappetens, 945 nucleotides long. NCBI's taxonomy places the organism in Eukaryota, Dinophyceae, Suessiales, Symbiodiniaceae. The record is from the annotation of a GenBank genome assembly.
AUGGGUUCCGGGCUUCGGGAAUCCAUCAGCUUUGAUGUGCAGCGGAACGAGCCAGGACGUCACCCACGGGGCAUUCAGGCCUUCUGCGACGUGCUGAAGGAAAAUCAGUCCAUCACGCACGUCGAUUUGCGGAAUAACAAGAUCGGCACAGAUUGUGGGCCGUUCCUGGGCGACAUGCUCCGGGAAAACUGCACCUUGACGCACCUCGACCUUAGUUGGAACGACCUCGGGGUGGAGGGCGGCAAGGCCCUCUUGGACGGCCUUCAGGCGAACCACUCACUGAUCGAUUGCCAGCUCAGCGGCAAUCGUUUGGCCGAGGAUACCCUGCACGCCAUUGCUUUCAUCCUCCGAAGAAACCGGCAGACGGCGCCCAUGGGAGCGAGCACUUUCCGGCAGGAGCGUGCGAUGUCACCUUCGCAGGAUCCGGGCUCGCCCAUGGCUUCGCCCAUGUCCCCGAUGUCGGCGCAGGCUCCCACCACGCCGGCCUCGCCAGGUUUCGGCGGCACCACGCCGGCCUCACCCGGUUUUGGCACGACCGGGCGGUCGCUCAACAUGACCAUCGCCUCGGAGGGCGGAAUGGGGCCGACGAGCCCCAAGGAGGGCCCGCCGACCACGAGCCUUCCGCCUCUAACUCCGGCCAAGGUUCAGCCUCCAGUGCAUGACGAGGAGACAUUGAAGCUGCUCCAGAGAGAGCAGAACCAUAGCAACGUCGAAGAUGCUCGUUUCUUCGGCGAGGUGGCCGAGUACAUCGAUCUUCUUCAGCUUGACGUGGCGCGGAACAAGAAAUAUAGGAUGGAUGCUGAGGAGCGCGAGCGCGUCGUGACCAAAGGCUUCAUGGAGAGGGAGAUGCGCUAUGCGCAGGAGAUGCGAGAGCUCUAUGGCAGCAUUUGCCGGGCAGCACCUCGAGAAGUGAUGUGUCGAAGGAUUUGGGGUGAAAAGGGCUGA